Molecule: messenger RNA, 4002 nt
Organism: Brassica rapa (field mustard)
Lineage: Eukaryota; Viridiplantae; Streptophyta; Magnoliopsida; Brassicales; Brassicaceae
Product: pollen receptor-like kinase 5
Biological process (GO): protein phosphorylation
Molecular function (GO): protein binding; protein kinase activity; ATP binding
Source: RefSeq, a predicted model, not a curated record
GUUAACCUGUCCAAUUGAUUACAAAAUUUAUUUAAUUUUUUGGAGGUUUCUAAUGGAUUUUGUUUUCCUUAUCGAGAAUUGUACUUCAUAAUUUAUGUUAUUUAUGGAUAAUAUUUUGAAUUUUAUUAUAUUUUAUUUUAAUAUGUCUCAUAAAUUUUUCGAUAUUAUUUAUGGAAAAAUAAUAUUAUUCACCUAAAAUAAAGAAUUACAACACACAUACAAUAUAAUUCUAAUUAAUAAUAAUAUAAAAUCUGUAACUUCUAAAACUAUACACUAUUUAUUCCAUAUUUUGAAUGAAAGUAUCUUCUUAAACAUACAAAUUAUUUUGGGACGUUACAACUAUGCAUACACACAAUAACUGCCUCUUGAUACUGAAGUUACUUUGUUCCCUCUUGUCCAUGUCAAAUAUUGAGUACCAGCUUUUUUCCAUGGCUGAUGCUUUCUCCCAAAGACAUUGGUAUUAUGAUGUAAAAUCUGUUACUUUUAAAACUAUACACUAUUUAUUUUAUAUUUUGAAUUUUGUUAUGCCAGUCACCUAGUAUAACUUAAAAAACAAGAUAAUUGAAUGGUUAACCAAGGAUAUCUCUCACCUAAUAAUAAUUUUAAGAUGACACAAAUAAAAAAAAAGGAAACAGAAAGAAGAAAAUAGGGGGAAAACACAUCUUUGACAAUUUACGUACACACUUCUGCUUAUUCGUGGUAGGUUUUGUUCUUCCCUCGUUCCAUUCAUGCAAUUUCAUGGCUUUCACGGAAGCCACGACAAGAACAAGAAAUAAAGAUUUCACCGAGAUCAUAUUGGUUCCAUUGUGCGUGUAACCGCAAUGCGAACUUGGGAGAACCCGGUUACGCUUGCGUGUAACACGGCCUUCAAGAAAACUCUACCUUCUUGCACUCUCCUUAUCAUCUUUAUCGCCGUGUUAUGCCCGGUAGUAAUGUCUCAGAUGGUUGUGCCAGAUUCAGACGCAGAUUGUCUCCUGAGAUUCAAAGAUACAUUAGCAAAUGGUUCGGGGUUUAAUAGCUGGGAUCCAUUUACAUCACCAUGUCGAGGAAAUGACGCGAAUUGGUUCGGUGUUCUAUGUACCAAUUUCGUUUACGGGUUACAACUUGAGGGAAUGAGCUUAAGCGGGAAGUUAGACCUAGAACCAUUGGUUCCUAUGAAGAAUCUACGAACCAUAAGCUUCAUGAACAAUGAUUUCAUUGGCCCAAUGCCUCAGGUUAACAGGCUUACUUCUAUGAGAUCUUUGUAUUUGUCUAAUAACCGGUUUUCGGGGGAGAUACCAGAAGAUGCAUUUCAAGAUAUGCCCCAUUUGAAGAAGAUUUUCUUGGCGAAUAACGCGUUUCGUGGGACAAUCCCUGCUUCUAUAACUUCUUUGCCAAGGCUUAUAGAGGUGAGGCUAAAUGGUAAUCAGUUUCAAGGGCAUAUACCAUAUUUUAAACAAGAGGAUCUUAAGUUAGCUAGCUUUGAAAACAAUGAUCUAGAUGGACCCAUCCCUGAAAGCCUUCAAAACAUGGAUCCUGGCUCUUUUGCAGGUAACAAAGACUUGUGUGGUCCUCCCUUAAAUCCAUGUUCUAUUGAUCCAAGAUCUCAUCCUAGUCCUCCCCAGGGGAAGAAGAGCGAAUCUUUUAACACUAUAGCAAUCGUUUUGAUAUCUAUUGGAAUAAUACUAGUGAUCAUCGCGCUUGUGAUCUGUUUCAUCCAAUCAAGAAGACGAAACUGCCUGUCAGAUUAUCCUUCAGCUGGUAAAGAGAGGGUAGAAAGCUACACUUAUCAUGAGCCCGAGAUUGAUAAGAUCAAUAAACCAGCAGAAUCCGUUGUCAAUCACGCAAGGAGAGGAUCCAUGCCUGAUCCAGCAGGCAGGCUUCUAUUUGUGAGGGACGACGUUAAAAGAUUUGGUCUUCAAGAUCUUCUUAGAGCUUCAGCUGAAGUUCUUGGUUGUGGAACAUUUGGUGCUUCAUACAAAGCAGCGAUAUCCAGCGGACAAACAUUGGUUGUGAAGAGGUAUAAACAUAUGAACAAUGUUGGAAGAGAUGAGUUUCAUGAGCAUAUGAGAAGGUUAGGGAGAUUAAACCAUCCGAAUCUAUUGCCUCUAGUCGCUUACUAUUACCGGCGAGAAGAAAAGCUCUUAGUCACUCAGUUAAUGGCUAAUAGUAGCUUGGCAAGCCAUCUUCAUGCAAAUCAUUCCCCGGAUCAACCUGGGUUGGAUUGGUUAACACGUUUAAAGAUCAUAAAAGGAUUGGCAAAUGGUUUAUCUUACUUGUUCAAGGAGCUACCAACAUUAACUAUCCCUCAUGGUCAUAUAAAGUCAUCGAAUGUGGUUUUAGACGAAUCACUCGAGCCAUUGUUAACAGAUUACGCUCUAAGACCGGUGAUGAGUUCAGACCAUGCACAUAACUUCAUGACUGCCUACAAAUCACCAGAGUAUAGACCAGAGAAAGGACAAGCCAUAACAAAAAAGACAGAUGUUUGGUGUCUCGGUGUGUUGAUAUUGGAGCUUUUGACAGGGAGAUUCCCUGAGAAUUAUUUAACGCAAGGUUAUGACCCGGACAUGAGUCUUGUGACAUGGGUUAAUGACAUGGUUAAAGAGAAAAAAACAGGUGACGUGUUUGACAAGGAAAUGAAAGGGAAGAAGAAUUGUAAAGCGGAAAUGAUUAGUUUGUUGAAAAUAGGGUUGAGAUGUUGUGAAGAAGAAGAAGAGAGAAGGAUGGAGAUGAGAGAGGCUGUGGAAAUGAUUGAGAUGUUGAGAGAAGGUGAACCUCAUGAUGAGUUUGGUUCCAUGGAUCAUCGAAAGUCCGGCUACGAGGUCUAAGUAUUAAGUAUGAAUCAUAGUUGGAUAAUGUUGGAUGGUGAUGACUUUGGUUUUUAGAUGAACGGAUGAGUUUUAGGGCUUUAAAAUGCAUAACAAGAGCGUGAAUAUUCCUGCGGUCCUAGCUUGACCGGGGAGAAGAUUGAAAAACAUGUGAUGAUGGGCUUUUCUUCCUUUAUGGUUAGUGCAGAUGGUUAAGAAAAAAAUGUAUGAGAAGUUAGAGGUCCUGAAAAUGUGGUAUACGUUUCGAUUGUGUAUUUUCUGAUGAUCUUACUAACAAUAGUGAUUACAUUGUAAAGAGUAUCUCACUUCCUAAACUACAUCAAUUACAAUUACAUAAUAUUGAGUAAUAAAUGGAACACAAUCAUCCUCACCAGUAUAUCUUCUUCAUAAGCCCUAGCUUCUUCUUCUUUUGAAUCCACCAUGCUCAUGAUAUCUAGGAAGCUUCCUUUACUUGUAAAAAAAUAUUAGGGUGUAAUCUUUAUCUUUGCUCUGCGUUUUUUUUAGGGAAGCUACCACUCCAGCAUUCCAUCAAAACAUUAGGCACCAAUUUUCCUUCACGCAUGUGUUUCAUCCUUCCAAUCCCACCUCCCUCGUUUGUGGAAUCCGAUCAAGAGAGAACUAAUAGUAACCAAGUUCAUAGAGAAAGCUCUAGUUUCCAUUUGCUCCACCAAUUAACGAGUGGGGCAACUUAAAGAUUUUAGUAGGGGCAGCUGGCCCCUCCCUGAGGCCUGAGGGUUCCAUCUAAAAGAGAAUUAUACACAAUAGUAUCAAGGAAAAACCCGUUAAAUCGUCACUGCAUCAUCCAUGAUCCAUCUGAUAAGAUUUACAAGAUCCUUGGAUCAGUAUAUGAUACAUAGAAUUAUCAGGUUCAUUGCCAGAUACUUCCAUUUCAUUCCAUACGACCAAAGCAUCUUUAGAUUUUCCAAACAUACAUAACACAUGAAUCAAGCUGUUAUACGCGAAUAAGUCAGGAGGGGCAAUUAAUUGUCAAUAAUAGCACCCUUUGAAGUUUAUGUCUCAAAAAUGACACUAGAAGGAGAAAGUCACAAAAAUGAUAUUCACUAAAAGGUAAAAUAUUCCUAAUACCUUUGAUUUAAAAUUAAAUAAACAAACAAAAAUAAAUAAAAAUAAAUAAAAUAAAAAAAAAUGAAAAAAGAAAUUUCUUUUAUAAUUUCAGAUUAUAUGUUUUCAGAUU